This is a messenger RNA of Besnoitia besnoiti, 12198 nucleotides long. RefSeq lists its product as uncharacterized. NCBI's taxonomy places the organism in Eukaryota, Apicomplexa, Conoidasida, Eucoccidiorida, Sarcocystidae. Gene Ontology annotation, biological process: positive regulation of transcription by RNA polymerase II. The record is from RefSeq and is a predicted model, not a curated record. The transcript is spliced from 8 exons. Gene Ontology annotation, molecular function: ATP hydrolysis activity; chromatin binding; ATP binding. Gene Ontology annotation, cellular component: nucleus. Bases 1 to 12198 code for a protein of 4065 amino acids.
AUGGAUGAAAAACGAAAAAAGAAAAGGAGGCGGAGGGCCCACACGCUCCUCUCGUCUCCUCCACCGCAGUCACUUCCCUCUGUUUCCUCUUCGCCUCCAGGUCUUUCUGUCUCUCUCCCCGCGGCGCCUUCGGCGGCGGAGCCGGGCAGCCCAGCGCCUCGUCUAGAGCCGCUAAAUCUGCUCGCUGAGGCAGGCAGUGCCCCGCCCCCCUCUCCUGGCGAGGCGUGCGCGACUUUGCAGAAGAAGAAGAAACGGCGCAAGAAGAAUUCCCAUUCCCCUCUCGCUGCCCCUCGAGCAAGCGAAGGCUUGCCACUUUCCUCUCCGUCCUCUUCCCCGGCUUCUCUCCAGGGGCCCCUCGAAAGUUCAGCUCUCGUCACCAGUCCAGACAUCGCGCGCUUCCUUGAAGCCCGCGGACUCCCUUCCAUUCGCCUGCCGCCGUCUGUCGCUUCCAGCCCUCCGUCCUAUGAUUUGUUGUCCUCUGGCAGUUCUCCCCUGCCGGCUGCGGCCUCGGCUUGCUCGUCUCUAUCUCCUGACGCCUCAGAGGUGCGUGCGGCCUCUCUGGUGAAGAAGAAGGACCGCGAGAAAGAGAAGGCGAAGAACAAAGUGAAGGCCAGCGGCUCUCCGCUGCGUGUGUUCUCGGUGCUUUCGAUGGCAAAGGCCCUCGCAGGGUCCCUCGGCAAAGCGAAGAACCGACAGGAACGGGAAGCCGCUGCGUCGAAAGACAAAGCGCCCUCGCCAGCCCUUCAGACUUCCACGGGGCUACCGUCUCCUCCUCUCCGCAAUCGCGUGACGAGCCCAAAAUGUCCUUCUUUCGCGUCCUCCUCCCCGCGUCUGUCUGCCAAGCCGGUCGUCAUCUCCGCGUCAGACGCCUCUGCCGCGUCGCCUCGCACGUCUCCCUUGUCGCGGCCGGGAGAGCUGCGGCCGCCUCUCAGGCCCGACGAGGGAGAGGAAGCAGCCGAGGAGGUUCGUAGUCAGGCUGCGCAAUCCUCGGCAGCCGCUCAGUCCAAGGACGAGCGCAUGCGAGACGGAGGAGCGACAGACGCGAGAGGCCCAGACGGCGGACUCAAACGGAAGAAGAAGAAGAAGAAAAAGAAAAGGCGAGACGUAUGCGACGAACAGAGAGGGGAGGCGGCGCUAAGGCACGCAGAGAGCGACUGCGCGGCUGACGGCCUCGUCUCUGGAGUCGCGAGCGAGAAGCGGCUCGAGAGACGAGAGCCGCUGUCUCCGCCACAGCGAGAACGUGGCGGGCCGCAGGAGGCGGGCGACGCCUCCCCAACAGAAUUGGAGACGGAGGCGAGACAGGCAGAGCUCUGUGCGACCUCGAGGACAGCGAGGGACAAAAAUGAGGGGGAAGCGGAACGCGACGCAGGCAGGGGAGAGAUGAGAGGGAAAGUGCGAGGAAAGGCGACGGAGGGAGAGGUGAAGGCGAAGAAACCAAGCGGCGAUGCAUCAAGACGGAAAGAAGAGACAGAGGCAGAGGGCGCAGGAGAGCGAGAGGCACUGCGCGGGGGAUCGCUUCACUCAGAGCCUGACAGGCCUCAACGAGAAGGUGCGCAGCUGAGGGAGACUGGGCUGAAUUGGUAUUCGAGCUCUUCAGACGAAGAGGACGAGCGGCAUGCGCGACUCGAGCCUCACCGCGCAUCGAAGAUCGACGGCGACGCCUCCAAGAUCGACGGCAAGGCUCCUUCGUUUGCUGAGCCAGGGCGACCUGGCCCUGAUCACUCUAGCUCUUCAAAAGGCUGCGUCGGAACUACGGUCGAGAAGCAGCGGCCGAGGGAGGAGCGCCGACGUGAAGUGGGAGACUCGAAGAGAAAAGAUGAGCAAGCGGAGAGUGCAGGGAGGGGGGGAGGGCCCGAGAGGAAGGGCGUCUGUGGCGCCUUACUCUCCUCGCGGGCGCCGGAGUGCGGGCGCCGUGCCGCGGGCGACGCGGACGCGAGGAAUCUGUUUGGGUCGGGAGAUGAGGCCGAGGACGAAGAGGAUCCGGAGGUAGAAGACGAGGAAUUUGAAGGUGAAGACGCUUCGGAAGACGAACUCGAUGAGGGGGACGAAGAAGAGGAGGCGCUGGAAGACGACGCGGGCUACCUCAGCGAAGAAGAGGAGCUAAGCGAACCGGAGUCGCCUGACGACGCGGCCGGCUUUAUCGAGUCCGAAGCAGAAGAAGGCGAAGACGACGAGGAUCGGGAGACGACAGAAGAAGAAGACUUUGAUGAGGAAGAGAGCUGGGAGGAAGACUGGCAAGAGGACGAAGAGGGAGAGAGCGGAGGGGCCGAUGAAGAGGAUGGGGCGAGCGAAGCUGAAGCUGACGACAUACAGGAAGACGACGAUGAAGCGGACUACGAGCUAUACGAUGAUGAAGAGAUGGAAGACGACAGAUUCCUCCCUUCCGCUCCUUCUUCAUUCUCAUCUUCGCCGUCGUCGUCUGCUCGCUCGUCUCCGGGGCAUUCGCCCCGACCGCAUUCGCUCUCGCCUCCGCGCGCCGCGUCCGCUUCACCUCGUGCUGUCCCCACUUCUCUGCCUCUCUCUUUCUCCUCGCAGUCUUCGCCGCCGUCUCGUCGUGCCUCUCAGUCCCACACUGUGUCUGCCUCUUUUUCGGUGACCCCCCCGUCUUCGCCGCGGCCUUCCCGACGACCGCGAGGCACGCGCACCGCGAAGGAGGAAAAAGAUGGAAAGGCUGAAGUCUCGCUUUUGCCGCGGCGAAGCUCGCGGCUGGCGGGCGUGGCUGCGUCACCGCUCUCCCCCUCUACGCCGCGGAGCAACGUGCGCUUCGCUUCCGUCGAUCCGUCUUCUUGCACGUCUGUGUCUCCCUUCCCGUCGGCUGCGUCGCAGCUGGCCAAGAGCGGCGCCCAACGCGGUCGCGGAAGGGGCACGGUCUCGGUGCGACAGGCCGCGGCUGAGGCGACCAGCGGCGGCCGUGGGGGCCGGCGGAAGGGCAGCGACUCACGCACAGACACGGAGGAAGAAAAGAAAAAGCGGCCGCGGGCACUGUCGGGCGGCGUGAAAGACGACGCAGGUUCGCAGCGUUGCUCGCCGCGGCGAAAGGGCCGUGCGGUCAGAUUGAAGGUUGGCGAGUCUUCUCCAUUCGCGGCUGCCCUCUCCCCGUCCCCUUCGUCUCGCGGGGCGAGCAGUCGCGCAGCGUCAGGCACAAAGAAGGAGGCAGAGGAGACCGGCAGGAAACGAAGGAGAACUGUCGGCGACCAGAACGACGCGCGGAGUGCCGACGGUCCGGCGGGCUGUCAGCUGACCAGAUCUCGAAAAGGCGGGCAGCGGGAGGACUCCCAGGAGGCCGGCGCCCGCGCGAGGGACGGACACCAAGAGCGAUCUGCCGGUCGAACGCGAACGAGGAGGAAAGGAGAGGACGCCGACGGCGGCGGCGAAGGAAGCGCAGGACGCGGACGCCGACAGCCUCAGGAGGCGAAGGGGGACAGCAGAGGCCACGGACCCCGCCGCGGGGGGGCCUCGAGUCUCCGCCGCUCGCCGACCGCAGCGGGUCGCCUCUCUUCCGCCUCUCUCCCAGACGACGCACGUCCCGCCCCUGUCUCCGCUGUGUCUGCCUCGUCUCUGUCUUUCACCGCUUCACAAGCUGGGCACGACGUCGAGCGCGCGCGCGACGGGAGCGAGGGGGAGGGGGGCAAGGUUUUUAGGCGUCGUCGCCUCGCACGCCUCCUUUCGCCUUCAGACAGUGAGGACGAUGAGCGAGAGCGAGCGUCUGGGGCUUCGGCUCAACACGGACAGAGCCUCCAGCGUCAGCCUCCCUCUAGUAGCGCGCCUCCUUUCCCCUCGGAGUCUCCCUCUACUCGUCCUUUACCGGCAGCGACGCCGGCGUCUCCUCGCUGCACGCCCUCAGCGCCUUCUCACUCAUCCCCCUCAUCCCCGCCUGUGGGACAUCCUCUGUUCGCGAGCGGGCCUCAGCUCGAGCGAGACGAUGACGUUCAUGCAGCGUGGAAAGUCGUGGCCUCGCGAAUCGACCAGCAGGUGGCCGCGCUGCGGCGGCUGGCGCUCAGCGUGGAGAGGGACGCGGCGCACUCGAAGAAGGCGGGCGCUGCCGCCAGCGCCAGGCAGACGCCCCCGGUGGCGAAAGCGGGACAUACCGCGAGCUCCGUCGCACCCGCCGGCGCGCCCUCCCCGCAGCCACAGCAGCGGCCGCCCCAGCCCCCGCUCGCAGGCGAAAGCCGCGAGGGAGCGGCGCCGCGGGAAGGCCCGGGCGGAGACUGGCGCGACGAGCGCAAGUCCGCAGCGCCGAGGCACGAAAGCGACCGCGGCGCGCAGCGCCCUGAGGGGGUGAACGGCGCCAAAUUCAUUUUGGGGGGCUUCAGGCCCUCUAAGCCCCGCAGGAGGCGCGAGGCGGCCUCGCUCCCUUCGACGGAAGAGGCCUGCUCUGCGCCGGCGUCUGCGGCGCCGCCCCCUCACGGGGACGGGGUCGGAUCCGCGGCGGCUCCACAGGCGCAGCCCGAUGACGGACUCGCAGCACGCCAAGAAGAGGGGGGGGGCGACAGGGUGCCGUUGACUCGAGAGGGCAGCCUCGCGUCGCCUGAGAGAGGCGCAGGCCAUGAAGAAGAGGAUGAGCUCUUGCCCGACGAAAUUGACUGCAACGUCACUCUGGAGGAUGUCGGAGGAUUGAGCGAGGCGAUUUCGGUGUUGGAAGAGGCGGCGGCGGGCCUGCUGAAUCCGCAAUUGUUUUCUUCGUUGUCUUCGACGUGUUCGCCGCUGCUGCGCCCGCCGCGAGGAGUUUUGCUCUACGGGCCUCCAGGCACGGGAAAGACGCUGUUGGUGCGGGCGUUCGUGGGGAGUCUGCGGCGCGCGGGUCACCGCGUGUCGCUCUUUGUCCGCCGCGGCGGCGAGCUGCUGUCCAAGUGGGUAGGCGAGGCUGAGAAGAGCUUGGUGCAGCUGUUUGCGGCCGCGGAGAAGCACGCGCCCUCAGUAAUUUUCUUCGAUGAACUCGACGGCAUGGCGCCCUGCCGCGAGAAGAAUGCUUUCUCCAAGUCUGGCGGCGACGGCGCGGCGGGGGACUCGCAGCCGAGCUCGGGCGUCGGCGAACAGGCGGCUCUUGUGGCCACGCUCCUCGCCCUCAUGGACGGGUUGAAGCCCAUGCAGAACGUGCUUAUAUUCGGAGCCACCAACUGUCCCCACUUGAUCGACGGCGCCCUCCGCCGCCCUGGGCGUUUCGACCGCGAGUGCUGCUUCGCGCCGUUCAACGACGUGCAGAGUUGCCUCGGCAUCCUCAAGAAACUCCUGCGUGAGCAGCUCGGGCAGAAGAAGCUCGUCGAGGACGCCGAGGCGGAGAAGCGGCGAAGAAAUCAGAAAAAGGAGCGCGAGCGGGCGCAGCGCGACCCCGCCACGCAGCGCCACGGCGGCGGCGUUUGGGGGCUCGCGAGAGAAGGCAAGCGAGCGGGAGGAGAUUUGGAGACCAUACACGAGAAGAGAAACGCGGCUGACGCGCCGGGCUGCGGUGACCUCGCAGGAACGGCCGACUCGAGGCAGGACGAGUCGGGCGCGGAGGAGGACGACGAGGCCGAGGGGGGGCCAGCAGGCGGCGCGCCAGGAGACGGAAAAAACGCGAAGCAGGAGGAGAAAAUGAGGAUAGAGGAGGAUCUGCUGAACAUCGCUCAAGAAAUGCGAGGCAUGACUGGCGCGGAGGUGCAGAGGGUCGUCAUGGAAGCUGCGAUGGCAGCCACACGCAGAGAGAAACCCGAGUUGUUCGACGUCUCGCUGCUUAGCCAGGCUCAGACCGCCACGCGCAACGAGAGUGCGGAGCAAGAGCUGGACUUGGAGGACCCGUCUUCCUUCUCGUUUUUCGUGUCAUCCUCGUCUUCCGACCGCGACUCUUCGGGCGGGGUGUGCGACUUCGCCUCGUCUCCGUCGGCGUCCCCUCUCUUCGCUUCUCGGUUUCUCACGGCUCUCGGCGCGCAGCGAAGACGCGCGACCGCAGCGCCGUGUCUGGUGUCGCUCGACGACCUGGAGGAGGCUGUGAGGCUCGUGAAGCGCACCACAGAUCGUCGGGGGGGCGUCUGGUCUGCGACGGCGUCCUCUUCGCGGGGCGGUGGAGAUGGGGUUGGCGGGCGAGAGUGCGCCCGCAAGGUGCAAGGCGACGAGAGCGGAGGCAGCGUGACGCGGCGCGUGAUGGCCCUUUUAGACGCCAGGCGCGGCGAGGCGCUGCUUGGAAGGCCCGACCGCUGCCUCCAAGUGAACAGUCCCUCGCGUGGCGCCUCCUCGCUCUCUGCGAUUUCGUCGCUUCCCUGCUGCAUCGCUGACCUCAACGCAGAAGGCCACGGGUCAGGCUUGGCCGCAUGGCGAGACAGGGACGCGGAAGAAGCGUCUUCCCUUUAUGCAGGCUUCGCCGCGAGUGCGUCCGCAGGCGGCGGACCUGCGUCUCUCCGAGGGUCUUUGUCGGCGUCGUCGUCUGCAUGCUGCUGCCUGUGGGCGGCGGCAGUUGAAGUAUCUCCGCUCUUCCGGCGGCCCGUGGCCUCGGUUCUUCACACGCUGUUUGCGCGGCACGACGACCUCCUCUUUGACGCCUGGCAGCUGAUUUUGACGCGCGCGAAUCUCCUCGCGCCGGACAGUCAGCGGCCCGCCUCCUCGCCCUCGCUGACCUCGCCGGCCUCUCGCUGGACGUCGCCCUCGGCCUGUUCGCUUGCCUCAGCGCCCCUCGCGUGCGCAGAGAGUGGUGCGCGGCAGCUAGGGACGGGCGAGGUCCAGGGGACGGACAGUCUCUGCCUGAGCAAGCAAGGCAGCAUAGCCCCCGGUAGGGCCUUCGCAGGACAGGCGCCGCAGGGGCUCGGUGCGGCGGCCUUUCCGCUGGCGCUCCACGGGGAGCUCGGCGAGUCGCGACAGCGAGGUGCGAAACGCGGGCGCGAGAGCAAAGACCUCGGCAAAGGUGCAGAUCUGGGAGACGACGGGGGGCAGACACGCGACAAGCGACGCUCUUCUGACGGCGCCCCAGGCGGGCCUCUCUGGGGGGGUGGCGCAGGGGACGGGGCGGAGACUGGCCACGAAAAUGACUGGCUCAGGCGAAGCGAAGCGGCUCCUGCGGCAUUCGAGGGCCGCCUUUCGCGGCUUCCUUCGUCGCAGGCUCCGUUGCAUCCGUAUGGAGCUACGUCUCCUUUCCAUAAUCACCCAUCCGAGGCCCGGAGACCCAAUGUCCCGCUGCUCGACGGGGCGCUGGCCCACGCAUACCGGCGAGGAGUCGGCGGCGGCGCGUUGAGCUCCAAGUGGCUUCUCCUCAGGGCCGGGGGGCGCUUCUCCAAAGGGGCGAGGGCAGGCGCCCGAGCUGCGGCCGCAAGCGCACGCGGCGACAAAGCAACUUCGCAGAAUCGAACAAAGCCAGAGAACGAAGAAAUCGACGAUGGGUUUUCGCUCAGCGUUCUGCGGGGCUGCUUGCUUCCCGCGCUUCUUAGCGCUCUCCAAGUCGGCGCACGCGUGGAGGUCUCCCCCGCGACGCUCUUCGUGGGUCCCCAGUCGACGGGACCGGGCGGGACGCCUAUCGGAGACGUGCUCCACCGUCUGCUUCACGUGGCUGCUGGCACGGGGGACGGUCGAAACGGCGCUGUAAUUCUCCAUCAAACUGCCGAACUCUGGGCCUGCCUCAGCUCGCUGGAGCGCCUCGCCUUCCUGGACUGCCUCCACCAGAGCGCCUCGGGCAGCCUCCGGUCUUCGUCUGGCGGAGGAGGUUCGGCGUGCUUCUUCGUCGUCUUGCUUGAAAAGAACGAGAAGCUGCCGGCGGACUUGAGCCGCUUCAUCGGGACCAGCUCGUCGUCGUUUACCUCGUCUUUCUCUUCGUCGGGUUUCUCCUCUUCCUUCUCCGUGUCGCCUCUCUCGCCGCUGCCUUCCGGCUCGCUCUUGGAGGGUCGCAGCGGACAGAGAGGGAGGAAGCGGCUCGAUGGAGCAUGCAGCGCGCGCGACGGCGACCGCGUGGAGGUCUUCGUGCAGAACCCGACUAUCUACGAAGGGGCCGCCCUGUUGACCUGCCACUUCCUAGAAGCGCUCGAGAAGCGCAUCCGCUUGUGGCUCGAGAGUCGCGACGAGGACGACCGGCGUCUCCUGCGCUCAAAGGCGCGCUUGCUGCUCGCGACAGGAAGAGAGUCCUCUUCAUCACCCUCCGCCCUCCCGUCCGGUGGGGCUUCUGCGGACGCAGGAGCUGUGGCGCGCUCGCCGCUCCUUCUCGACACGCGGAAGGCCUUGCGCAGCCGAUGCCCGCGCACAGAAAAGCCCGACGCUGCCUCGUCUUCGGCUGCGCUCUCGCUGUCCGCCGAAGCCCCCCUGUCGCUGGCCUCGUUCCUAGGCGAGGCUCAAGCGGGCCCCUGCGGUCGACCGCGCCCCGGAGUCGCCUUGUGCCUCUCAUGCUGCCUCGCCCAGGGGCAGGCGAGCACCGAGCUGAAGAAGUGGACGCAGGUCACGCGUCUGCUCAACAUGCAGCAGCGGUCGGCGCAGCGCAAGCCCACGAGGGUCCUUAGGCCGCGCGAGCCUUCGGCGGCUGAGACCCAGCGCGCGGGUGGCGUCGAGACCUCUCAGGAACUGGAGAAGUGGGAAGAGAAGACCGCCAAGGCGAAGCUGCAGCGGUCGCUGCAUCUCGUUCUAACGCAUGCGCUGGACGCGAUGAGCAAGGAGAAGGCGCGCGAGCAAGCGCGAGCGGCGGAGAGGAGAAGGAAGGCAGCGAAAAAACUGAGCGACCAGGGAGUCGAGAAUGAGGCGCGGCGAAACGCGGAGGCGGAGACGAUCGACGAUGAGUCUGAGUCAAAGAAGGUCAGCGAAGAGGUGGAAAGCAAGAGAAAAGGGGGAGAGAUGCCAUUAGUGCCGGCAGACCGGCGCGGAGACACGGGAGAAGAGGGUCUGCGAGCCUCCGAGAGUGAACCAGCCCAGGCCACAGUGGACGGCGACGGCAGCGAGCGCGACAGUGGGGCAGGAUCUCAGGAAGAUACAGAAGGUGACGCAGGUGAAAAACGCGAAGUGGAAGAAGGGGAUGAUGGUGAGGACGAAGAGGAAGAAGAGGAGCUUUUGGCGUUUCACGGAGCUGAAGAAAACGACGCUGGUAACAGCGAAGAUCGCUUGCAGGAACAGCCUGCGACCCUCAGGCGGGUCGAUGGAGAACAGGAGGGCGAAACGGGGCACCGCGUGCCAGACCGACCUGCAGAGCAGGUCCCUCUUUCCCCUUCACGUUCGACGGCGAUGUCCGAGGCAGACUUCGAGGGGAACAAAGAGGAAGAAACCGCAAGCGAGGAGGAAGGCGCCUCGCAAGCGGAGCCGCAGCAGGAACACGUCCUCACCCCCACAGAGUGCGCUGGAGAGAGUCAGUGCGACAGCACAGAGCGGACCCGCAGUGCAGGCAGGGUGGGCGAUGCCGCCCAGGAGCGUCUGCGAGCGUGUGAGGUGACGCUGGGCGUCUGCGAGCGAGACGACGGCAAGGGCGAAGGAAAAGAAACAGUCGAAAACACAGAGGAACACAGGGAAGACGAGGCGUGUGAGACCCCCCUGCAGGAAGCCGCGACAGCCGACGUCGAUGGAGGUGAUGUGUGGAUGCUGUGUGGCCUCGAGCUGCUCCUGGGAGAGCUGCAGCGGCGGAACUCUGCCGGGGCAUAUGGCUCUCUAGAGGCCUUUGAGGCGGAUCUCCUUCUCCUCCUCCUCAUUCUCCGGCGUGUCCUGCCGCAGUUCCUGAGCGACCUUCAACCUCCCUCGAGCGAACGGACGAGGAUCGUGCACAAGACACAGAAGGGAGAGCUUCGCGGAGUGAAGGCACAGACACAGAGAGAGAGGGGCGAGACAGUCAGCCAGGCUGAAAGUGCGCCGCAGGAUUUUGAGGGGUCGAUACGAAGCUCGAGAGGGGAUGUGGGCGCAGACGAGCAGCUAGCCGAGGCUCGAGACCGCGCGAGAACGGCAACCGGCCCUCUCGCUGACUCGCGCCCUUCAUCUGCAGGCCAUGAGGACGAGAUGUCAGACAGCGUCACGUCGCAGAGAGGCGAGGGAGUUUCAGAAGACGGGGCGGAGCCGCCGCGACGCGCGAGAGACACCCGUGUGGCUAGCCGGUUCGUCUCACCCGCUGCGUCUCCUCGCGUCCUCUCUCCCAGUGCCUCGCAAGCUCCCGACCGCGACGCGGGCCUAGACGCGGCGGAAGGAAAAGCUGGCGAGGAUGAGAGCGCGCGAGGGCGCGAGAGGGACCAAAACUCGGCGGACAUCGAAGAGGAAGUAGGCGAGGUAUUCCAGGUCCUGUCGAGUGACGUCUGGCAGUUCCUCCUCACGCGUUUUGGACCGGCCUGGGGCGAGCUGGAGAGGGAGAGAGACCUCUUUGCGCUCGUCGCGCUGCGCCAGUCGUGUCGGGAAAGACUCGAGACCCUCGGCGAGGACGAGUUCAGGCGAAGGAGAGCACGGCACGGAAAGGGCGACGAAGAAGCAGCCGCGCGAGAAGACGCCCUCCCGGUUCGAGGUAGAAGGUUGGAGUUGCCGUUGCGCCGACUCGUCCCGCUCGUCCAGCGUGCGAUGGUGGCGUUCCUCCACAAGCGGCAGUCACUCAUCGCACCGGGCGAUGACGCGGCAACGCGCAGGUGUCGGCAAGACUUAUCCUUUCACCCGGCGGAGUCCGAUGCCUGGCAGAGCACGCUGAGGAGAAGGCCGCAUGCCAGUGUCUCGUGUCCGUCGUCUUCGCCGUCUGCGUCUCCGCCGUCUUCCUCUCUGCCGUCUUCCUCUCCGCCGGCGUCUUGGGAGAAAGAGAAGUCUCUGUCGCAGUGCUCGACGUCCUCUCGUCGCGGAUCUGUCAGCUCCACGACGCGGGAGCCCUCCACGGAUUUCGCGCCGUCGUCGCCGACGGCCCGUUCUCCCUCGUUCUCCACGUCCUUUUCUGCUUCUUUCUGCUGUCCGCAGUCGCCGCCGCCGGGAUCGGACUCUGCCUCGCUGUCGCUGCCUCUCGUGGAAGAAGUGCUGGCGGUGCGCGGGGCGCUACUGCGACAUCUCCUCUCUGCGCCGAGUCUCGGGAUGUUUUUGGAGUUCUUCGAGGCGUGUUUCCAGCGCUACGCCUCUCUCUCCUGCGCCUACCAGACGUUCUUCUUCUCCGUCGUGCCCAGCAUUUGCCCGCGGCUAGAGGCGUUUCUCCUCCUCUCGCGGGCCGCUCGACGCGCCACGAACGAAACUAUGAGGCGCCUCGGAUCCACCUCUCCUGAUGUCGCCUCGGCGCCGGAGAACGGAAGUUCGGCUUCCACGUCCCUGCCGUUGUUCCCUGAGCGCCCUGAGACUUCGGCCUCAACGGUGACUCUCUCUUCGUCUGGUGACCCUGUGCAGGCGCCGCCGUCGUGCAGAACGUUUGCUUGCCCUCGUCCGCCGGCUUCCCCUCCAUCACGCGUAUCGGCUCGCUUUGAGGCGGCGCUGACGUCGGGUUUCGCGGGCGCGCAGUUGUCGCCCGUUCCGCUCGACUUCGGAGACGAAGAGGAGGCAGCAGCUGACCUCGCGCCGCUCACGCGCCAGGGACUGCCCCUUUCCUUCGUUGUUGCCUCGUUCUUGUCAGCCCCGGCCUCGCUUCUUCCUCUUCCCCGGGCGCGGCGGGAGAUGGAGUACGCCGCAUGUCUCCUGCGUGGGGGUCGCGACAACGCGGGGCGAGACUGCGCGCUGUCGGAGGUCAAGGAUAUCGCCGAAAAGAUGCGCAGGGACAAGCAGAGUCAAAAUGUGUCAGCACCCCUGCAGCCUGGCGCGAUGCUGGUCACGCUUCCUCAAUGGCUGAGCUGCCCGCGUUGUGGGGAUCUCUCGAGCUACCCUCGCACGUGCGACAGCAGAAGAAAAUCCCAGACGCUGCGGCAGCUCAGCGAGGGGGAUCCCCCCUCCUCUACUGGGAGUCAAUUACACCUUCCUGCCCAUGUGCAGGCUUGGGAUAUGUCCGCCCCGCUUUCCGCGCCUUGUGCGUCUUUAGAAACCCUCGCAAGAUUAGCGGUGCUGAAUGGAGGUGGCGAAGCCGCAAUGAGCAGGAAGGGAGGCCGCCUCGAACUUCUCUCCUCUUGGCUCCAAGAGGAAGAGCGAUGCCUCUCAGGCGUCGCAGACACAGCGCGUGCGGAAGACGGGGGAGGCGAGAGUGGAGUCGUUCACGAAACAGCGGGAGAGCCCGAGGGAUGCCGACAUGCUGGCGCAGAUCGUGGAGAGAGAAGAGAGGACGAGGUCUUCCAAGCAGGCCCCUUGAGUCUCCUCCUUCAUGUUGUGAACGUUAUGGCUCAAGACUUGUUGACCGCGUAG